This is a messenger RNA of Rosa rugosa (rugosa rose), 1419 nucleotides long. Its product is annotated as protein PHR1-LIKE 2. The record is from RefSeq and is a predicted model, not a curated record. Lineage: Eukaryota; Viridiplantae; Streptophyta; Magnoliopsida; Rosales; Rosaceae. Gene Ontology annotation, molecular function: DNA-binding transcription factor activity; DNA binding. The coding region runs from base 99 to 1196 and encodes 365 amino acids. The transcript is spliced from 7 exons.
AAGAAACUAAAAUAUACACAAAAGAAAGCAGAGAGACAGAGACGCAACAAGACAUCGCUGUCUGAGCCAAAAGCUGAGCUCAUCUCCGCUCACCUCGCAUGCCCUUUGUUUUACUCAUAAUCAAUAUUCUCUCUCUCUCUCUCUUUUACACACUUCAAAGCUCACACCCCCAUUUCCUCCAAUCCUGUACUUGCUUCCUCCUCCUCUCCCUCUGCAACUCUCGGGGCUCCGAGCCCCGAAUCCCAGGGAAGCUUGAGAGAAUGUACUCUGCUUUGCAUUCUCUGCCGUUGGAUGGGGGUGUUUGUGGGCACGGAGAGUUCAGUGGAUCGUUGGAUGGUACAAACCUGCCGGGUGAUGCUUGCUUGGUUCUGACUACGGAUCCAAAGCCCCGGUUGAGGUGGACGGCGGAGCUCCAUGAGAGGUUUGUGGACGCUGUGACUCAGCUUGGUGGCCCUGACAAAGCGACACCUAAGACCAUUAUGAGAACAAUGGGAGUAAAAGGCCUUACCCUAUAUCACUUGAAAUCACACCUUCAGAAAUAUCGACUAGGGAAGCAAUCGUUUAAAGAAUCAACUGAAAACUCGAAGGAUGUUGGGAUUGCAGCUUCUUGCAUUGCUGAAAGUCAGGACACUGGGUCUUCGGCAACCUCAUCAAGAGUGAUCGCCCAAGAUUUGAAUGAUGGCUACCAGGUUACUGAGGCUUUGCGUGUACAAAUGGAAGUGCAAAGAAGACUGCAUGAGCAGCUGGAGGUGCAGCGUCGCCUUCAACUUCGUAUUGAAGCACAGGGAAAGUACCUACAGUCUAUACUUGAGAAAGCUUGUAAGGCUCUGAAUGACCAGGCUGCAACUGCUGCUGGGCUUGAAGCUGCUAAGGAAGAACUCUCUGAACUUGCUAUUAAGGUUUCCAGUGACUGUCAAGGGAUGGCCCCACUUGAUACCAUAAAAAUGCAGUCCUUGUCUGAAAUUGCUGCAGCAAUAGAGAACAAAAGUGCCUCAAAUGUACUGGCUCGCAUCGGCAAUUGCUCUGUUGAUAGCUGCUUGACAUCAACUGGAAGCCCUGGUUCUCCAAUGGGUAUGAGUUCACUGGCUGCUGCCAUGAAGAAAAGGCAAAGGCCCUUCUUCAGCAAUGGAGACUCGUUGCCCUUAGAGGGCAACAUGAGGCAAGAAGUAGAAUGGAUGAUGAGUAAUAUUGCAUGAAGCAAGACCUCAAUCGUUUAGAAUUUGAAACCCCCUUUUCAAAUGACUUUUUGUCUAGUUGAUCUAAACACAUCCUUUGUAACACCCAUCAGUGUUCUGUAUAUUGGUAAGCAGAUUGUAGUGUGGGGAUCCUUUUACUUUCAUACCAUUGUCAUGGGAUUUGAAACCGCAGAACGUGCUCAAAUUUUUGUUGUUGUUGUCAUCCCAUUGCCAUUAUCAGUUA